AAUCAUUUUGCUUGCAGAAUCACACAAGAAAACUGUCUGGUUGUGGUUUUCAUUUAACUAAAAUGCCAUCCUACAAGCUGACCUAUUUUAACGUGCGUGGAUAUGGAGAACCAGCUCGUAUUCUGUUCCAUCUUGCCGAUGUUCCAUUUGAAGAUUUCCGAAUGACCAUUGGAGAUGGAACAUGGGAAAAUCUCAAAGCCAAAACUCCAUUUGGACAAGCCCCAGUCUUAUCAGUUGAUGGAUUUGAAAUUCCACAAUCCGCUGCAAUCAACCGCUACCUUGCCAAGCAAUUCGGAUAUGCUGGAAAAACCCCGGAGGAGCAAGCCUGGACUGAUGCUAUCGUCGAUCAAUACAAGGAUUUUAUGGUAUCAAUCAAAGAAGUGGGAAAAGCAAGCGCUGCUGGAAAGUCUGCCGAGGAGGUCGGGAAGAUCAUCCAGUCAGAUCUCGUUCCGGCAAGAGAUGCAUUCUUUGUGAUAAUCAACAAGAUCCUUGAGAAGAGCAAGUCCGGAUUUUUAGUUGGAGAUGGUCUAACCAUCGCAGAUAUUGUGAUUGUGGAAUGCAUCACAACUUUGGACAAACAUCAGCUCUUCACUGCAUCGGAGCAACCAAAAUUGGUCGCGCUUCGAGAGAAGGUAUAUGCGAUUCCAGCAAUAAAGAAAUGGGUUGAGAUUCGUCCAGAUACCCUGAACUAGGUUUGUUUUAAAUGUGCUGAUAUAUUAAUUCAAUAAAUCGUUAUGUUAUG
Molecule: messenger RNA, 742 nt
Organism: Caenorhabditis elegans
Lineage: Eukaryota; Metazoa; Nematoda; Chromadorea; Rhabditida; Rhabditidae
Gene: gst-27
Product: glutathione transferase
Cellular component (GO): cytoplasm
Molecular function (GO): glutathione transferase activity
Source: RefSeq, marked reviewed